GGCCGAAAAAAGCAGGCAGCAAUCCCAACCUUAUCCGCGUCAACGCAUCAUGUCUGUCAACGCCGCUCUACCUCCGUCCCAGCGGGGCCAAAAAACAGCUGGAGCCCGGCCAGAUUUGAUGGAUGACCUCAGCAAACGGCUCGAGAGCAACCCGUACGAUGCGACAAGUAACCCCAAGGGCAUCAUUGAUCUUGGGUCCGCUGUUAAUGAGAUUAUGCUGGAGGACUUGGCCUGCUGGACAAAGCGGAAUGUCAAGAAGAGCCAACUCAAGGAGUCUCUUGGCUACGGCGACAGCCAGAAUUCUCAAGACCUCCCAAAAGCAGCAGCAGCUUUCAUGAACGAACACUUCAAGGUCCGCCUCCCACUAACAGCCGAUAACAUCCUCGCCGCAAAUGGCGUGACGUCACUCCUUGACGCUCUCACGUACAACAUCACCGACGCAGGCGACGCCGUGCUCCUCGCGACGCCCUCGUACGGCAUGUUUGCCCACGACGUCUGGACUCGCAACGGCGUCCGCGUGGUAGAGGUACCCUGCGACGACAUCCCCGAGGAGCGCUUCUGGGGCGAGCCGCCGCGUGAGGACGGGCCCGUGCCGGUACCCGAGCUAGUCGUCCGUCUAGAGAAUGCGAUCCAGGUCGAGCUGAGCCAGAAGCGGAAAGUUGGGGGUGUGUUGUUGGCGAAUCCUGAUAACCCGAUGGGUCGGUGUUAUGCUGCGCAUGUGCUGCUGCAGAUCUCGCAGCUGUGCGCGAGGCAUAAGAUCCAUUUGAUUGUGGAUGAGGUGUACGCCAUGAGUGCCGGGGAUCGGUUCUCGAGUAUACUGAGUCUGGGGCUGGAUGUCAACUUUAGGAAUGUUCAUGUGUUGUGGGGGUUGAGUAAGGAUUUCGGCCUCGGUGGGCUCAGGAUCGGCUUCCUGGCGACGUACAACAAGGAGAUUUACGAUUCCAUGCGGGCGUCGAGCACAUUCGGGUGGGUCUCUGCACUCAGCGCAUCAACAGCCGCGAAACUCCUAUCGGACGCAAAGUACCUCCGCAACCAGUACCUCCCCCAGUUCCGUCGUCGCCUGACCAAGAGGCGCGCCUUUGUCGAGGAGGAGCUGGAAAAGUACGACAUCCCGCACGUCAAAGCCGAGGCGGGCUUCUUUGUGUUUGUCAACUUGUCCGAGUGGGUGGAUCUCCUGCUCGAGAAGCACGGCAAGCAGGGGGAUUUGAAGUUUGUGGAGUACUUGAUGAAGUACCGCGUCUAUCUCGAACCCGGACAGGCAUUCUUCUCCAACCGGUCGGGAUGGUUCCGACUCAAUUUUGGCGGGGAAAAGGAGACGUUCAAGCUCGGUCUGCAGAGGCUGUUCCAGUGUCUGAGGUUGCUUGACGGCAAGGACCACUUUGACCCGACGAUUGGCCUUCCUGGGAUCUAUCAUCCUCCGCCAAAAGGCAGUCAUAUCGUCGCGGUAUGAGAGGAAGUACGGUAGUAGUAUUGAGCAUGUUUUGGGUACAAGAAAAGUCGCCGGAGGAAGGACGUCGGGGAAAAGCUGAGGAUACCCUUCCCGAGAGUCCGAUCGCUUCGGAAACGGCACGGUGAGAUUAGCCGGAGCUUGAUAUGUCGCAUGUCGCGGCGAGUCAACGCUACAGUUGCAUGAGACUUCUGUCAGCUGAUGUGCGCUACACAUAUCUUUAAGGUUGUGCGCUGCUCUUUCUUAUUUUGGGAAAAAUAAAUUGAUUGGUGGGAAGCGAGGUCUUCGGAUCGACGGCGUUGACCGAAGUGUCGGGUUUGUCUGGGGGAGUUUUUGUGGAUCGUCUGAGGUUUUUGUCCCAUAUUUCCCUCGCGUUCGUCUUGUUUUAUGUCGAUCUCGGACUUGAGGCCG
Messenger RNA from Colletotrichum scovillei, 1858 nucleotides. RefSeq names its product aminotransferase class I and II. The record is from RefSeq and is a predicted model, not a curated record. The transcript is spliced from 5 exons. The coding region runs from base 50 to 1450 and encodes 466 amino acids. Gene Ontology annotation, molecular function: transaminase activity; pyridoxal phosphate binding. Gene Ontology annotation, biological process: biosynthetic process; amino acid metabolic process. NCBI's taxonomy places the organism in Eukaryota, Fungi, Ascomycota, Sordariomycetes, Glomerellales, Glomerellaceae.